Molecule: messenger RNA, 1101 nt
Organism: Mastomys coucha (southern multimammate mouse)
Lineage: Eukaryota; Metazoa; Chordata; Mammalia; Rodentia; Muridae
Product: claudin-34-like
Exons: 3
Coding region: 245-883 (212 amino acids)
Biological process (GO): bicellular tight junction assembly; cell adhesion
Cellular component (GO): bicellular tight junction; plasma membrane
Molecular function (GO): structural molecule activity
Source: RefSeq, a predicted model, not a curated record
UAAUUCAGCAAGAACCUACAGGUGACUGUGAAGCCAGACACAAGACUUGAAAGACACGUGAGGGGAGCUCUGUUUUCGUCUGUGUUUUUCCACUGACACAGCUACCUUCACAUUCUACCACACUGCUGAUCAUUGAUUAACUUGAAGAAAACAUAUCAGGUUUUCAUCCUGGUUCCAAUUGUCUUCUGUUUAACGUGUGAUAAGUGAAGAAGCUUGCUUUAGUUGUUUCGUGUUUGCUGCCACCAUGUUGUUGCUCAGCAAAAGUGCCAACUGCCAAUUCGGAGGUUUUGCUUUGGCAUCCAUAGCAUGGAUCCUCUGCAGCAUCUCCACAGGCCUCCCACAGUGGCGAGUCUGGUACUUAAAUGAAACAGCGGUCACCAAGCCUACCACAGCCUUUAUAGGAAUGUGGAGAGUCUGCAUUUAUCACCAAAACAGCAAACCUGGCACUACCAGAGUGUGCCAUGAAUACACCUACCAUGACAGCUUUAUCCCUUUAGAUGUUCGUAUCGUUCAACACUUGUUACUGAUCUCCAACAUGCUCGGAUUGAUUGGAACCGUUACCACCAUUUUUGCUCUUCGAAAUGCGUUCACAGGGAAAGUACAGAAGAAUACCACCAGCAACCCAUUUGUCAUUCCAGCCAUUCUCAACAUCAUUGCCAGUAUUUUUGUCCUCCUUGCCGUCUUAUUCAAUUACUUCUCUGUCAUUCACAAAGCAGGAAUUGCCUUCCCACCAUCUUUCCAUAUGCCAUUAUACCCAUCUAAUCAGAGAAUUGGAAUUGCUAAUGUAGUGGCAAGUCUAUGUGCUCUCAUGUUUUUAGGCAGUGGCAUCAUUUUAAUUUCUUACACUUCUCCCAUGGAAAAGCAAGUGUUUCCUGAGAUUUGAAACUACAUUUACAGCUAACAUCAUUGUGAAACCCCCCAGGAGUUAUAGCAAGUAUUUUAAUGACAUUUAUAUAAAUUUUCCAAGGAAUCAAAACCACACUUCAAUAGCCUAUGAUUGAAAAUGGACAAGAUAGCCUUCUAUUUUUCUGUCUUGUUUGUUUCAUUAUCUCAUGGGUUAGAUAUGGGCUUUCACUAAAUAAAAUCUUAUUCAUGCACUGA